This is a messenger RNA of Motacilla alba alba, 5501 nucleotides long. It is a transcript of the gene OTULINL, whose product is annotated as OTU deubiquitinase with linear linkage specificity like. The record is from RefSeq and is a predicted model, not a curated record. The transcript is spliced from 8 exons. Gene Ontology annotation, biological process: protein linear deubiquitination. Gene Ontology annotation, cellular component: cytoplasm. NCBI's taxonomy places the organism in Eukaryota, Metazoa, Chordata, Aves, Passeriformes, Motacillidae. Gene Ontology annotation, molecular function: cysteine-type deubiquitinase activity. The coding region runs from base 2539 to 3501 and encodes 320 amino acids.
ACCUUUUCUGUAACACACCUUGGUGCUGCUGGUGUAUUAUCUGAAAAAUAGCAAUGUGCAACAACUUGAAGAGAGCUGCAUGCAUACCUUGAACACAGGCGGACUUGGACCUCCGUGCCAAGCUUUGCAUGUCUCAGUUGAGGGGUCUCCCUUCCCAGCUCUGCAUCCAACAGAGGAGGGAGAAGGAGUGGUUCAGGUGUGGGCAGCGUCUGACACAGAGGUGUCCCACAUUCUGCCCCCCUCUUUGAAUGAGGAUAUACCUGCUUUUGGAAACUAGGAACAUGAUUUUUUGAUGGGAGUAUGAAACCUGGCCACUUUAUGGUGACAAGUGCUACGUUCUGCUUUCAGUACCAAAAAGAUUGUGAAGAGGAAUGUCCCAAAAAUGAAUCAUUCUGUCAGGUUUUAAUUUUGGAAGAUGCUCUGUUAUCUUUAUGAUGCCCUUGUUAAUGGUAUGGAGAAAAAACAGUAAAGGGUAAUUGCUCCAUCAGACAUGCUGGAAUAUUCAGUAAUGCAUACAGUGCUGUCUGCUAGUUCCCAAGCUCAUUUCUGACAUUUUGCAUUUCAUCAAUUAUGUGUCUUUAAGGUGGCAGCCUCCAAAAAAGUUGUGAGGGAGUCAAAUGUGAAGCAAAUCCUUUAGUGAUUCUUCCUGAGUUACUUGAGAAUGAAACAUAUGCUGCAGACAUCUCUUACUUAUCUUUUUUUCUGGCUCUUUCUGGUUUUGUUUUUUUCUUCUGUGUGUCUCUCCUACUGACUUUGCAGGGGAUAAAAGCUUAAUGCUUGGUACUAGCAGGAAGCCGAUGUGGCAUGAAAAGAAAACAUGGUGUACUACUUGCUCUGUAAGAUAAACACUGCUAUCAGCUCCUGAUCGACUCCAGUACUGUUCAGCCUCUGUUCUUCCAAAUUCCUGCAUGGCAGAAGAGUCAGGCCUCCCUGUCAUGCUGAUGCUCGCAGUCAGUCUUCAAGAAGGUGGAAGCCCAGCAGCUGGUCACAGCACCAACUGCUUCUGUCACUGCCUCCUGAGGAGCAGGACAAAUUGUGCACAUAUCCCAGGGAAUUGAUUUGGUUUAAAAAUCUGUGGGUUUAUUUUACUCCCCCCUCUAAUGUGUUAUUAAUUUAAUUGCUCGUUGGUUUCUGAAGACUUCUGAAAGGUGCAGGGAUGGAGGUGGCAAGAUCUAUUUUAAGCUGCUGCCUUCUUUAAUUUAUGCUCAUGAUGUAUUUUUACCAGCAGCACUUUGUGAUCCAACUGCUACUUCUAAAUGUCAUUUACUUGAAUAAAAAGUGUAAUUAAUUUCUAAGUGUGACAUAAGCACUGAAAGUAUUAACUGAAUCACAGAGUGCUGUUUGAACAGCAGCUUUCCCAUGACAGGAGGGAAAGUUCAUGAAGUCCAAGGUAUGCUGCAAUACAAGUGUAGCAAAAAUACUCAAAAUCACUUGUUUGCAGGUUUUUCCAUUGCCCAUUAGGCUUUCUACUAGGAAAAUACCCAUAUUGAAUAAAAAUGGGCAAGCAUUAUUUGGUUGUCUUGUGUUUUCUGACAUUCAUUUGUGUUUCUGAUGGAAACCAGUAACCCUGUGCUUCCCAGCACUCCUUGAAGAGCAGUUGCUCAAGCACCUUUAACCAUAGGCAUUGAAAGAGAGAUUGUUGAACUCCAGUAGCCUGAGGUUUUUUUCAGGAUUAUUACCAUCAAAAACUUUUUCAAAAGAUUGCUUGAUUUAGUUUAAGAACUGAUGCAGAGCUGUCAUCUUUCUGCCUGUAAAAAGGAGUAAGGGAAGAAAUUUUGCAUUCACGUGUAUUUCUUGGUUCUCCAUAAUGCAAAGUAUGUAGUUUUAACAGAUGGACUAGCUCUUGAUUUUUUUAUAGAGCCAGUUUGUUCAAAAUCAAAUGUGGGAGUGGACCACACAGUCCUUUUACGUAAUGAAAUUUAAGUCUGCUUCAACUUUCUUUUGAUAUUGUAUAUUUAAACUGGUGUUAAUUUCAAUCAUCAUUGGUUUGCAUACAACGGUGUAAAUCCAGAAUACCCACUGAUCCAUGGGCUGAACAUCUGUGAGCCAUCACAUUCCAUCCCAGUGGACAGAAGAUUCAGAUAUUCAAAGCCCACUGAGUUUUUUUUCCAACGCUGAUGCCUUUAUCCUAAAGAAGAGAGAGAAAAAAUUGCAGUAGCUUGAUUCUGCUGGGAUUGUCAUUUCUCUAGGCAGAAGUCUGUGUGCUUAUUGAGAAUGUGCCUGCCAGUGUCCCUCAGGAGGAAGUGGGAGUGUGUUUAUAUGUGCGUGUGAGCUGUAAGUGGGGGUGUCUGGUUUUUCUAUGAAGUUUUCCAUUUCCAAACCUUACAGCUGAUGUUUUGUUGUCUGUUAAAAGGCAUUAGUAUUAAACUAGAAUUUUCUGGAGCUUCAGAACUAGCACCCCAACCCCACCUCUGAUUACUUAAAAUUUAUGGACAUCUUUUUGUUUACAGCUCUUAACCUGCCUUUGGUUCACGGGAGAGACAAGGAAGGCAUGAGGUGUGGUCCUGGAAAACAGCCAGCAAGGAAUCCCUGUGUCUCAUGUGGCAAAAAGUGAAAGUGCAGCUAAUGUUAAGCAUGUCCUUCCUCGCUGCUCUUUUUUGGUAUUGUAGAAGGCUAUACAGCUUUUUUGCACAGCUGCUGAAACGGUGGAGCAACUACCUUCAGAGGCAGCUCAUAAGGAAUCUCAGUGUGCUGCCAGAAGUUGAUCUACUUGGUUAUAGUGCAAGAGAAUGGAAAGGAGAAACAAAGCAGGCCAAACAGAUGAGGGAGGCAUAUGAAGAAUUGUUUAGGAGCUGUCAUAUCAAAUACCUGAGACAAGUCAAGAGGGACAACUACAGUGUAGUAAGAGCAGUGCUUUUUCAGAUUUUCAGCCAAGGCAUUCCUUUUCCUUCGUGGAUGAAGGAAAGAGAUAUAUUGAAGCUCCCUGAAAAGCUUUUGUAUUCUCAAGGUUGUAACUGGAUUCAGCAAUACAGUUUUGGGCCAGAAAGAUACACGGGUCCCAAUGCUUUUGGGAAGUUGCGCAAAUGUAUGGAGGCCUUAAAGACAAACUGGGCUGAAAUAAGUGCUACAAGAAAUCAUGAAGAAAGAGGAAGUAUGUGUAAUACACUGUUUUCUGAUGAAAGCAAGGAAUAUAAACUAUAUGAGGCCAUAAAAUUCAUCAUGCUCUAUGAAGUUGUCGAAGCCUAUGAGCAGAUAAAGAGCAGGGAUGAACCCGUACACAACCUUUUUAGCCUUCUCUUUGCUCGUGACUCUUCAUCUGACCCUCUGAGCUUCAUGAUGAAUCAUCUGAACUCCAUAGGUGACUCUAUUUGCUUAGACCAGGUUGAACUGUUUCUUCUUGGAUACUUACUUGAAGUGAAGAUACGAGUUUACAGACUGCAUAGGUUUAAUACUGAGGAAUUUCAAGUAAAUUAUCCGGAUGAAUACCGAAGGGAAUGGAAUGAGAUUUCUCUCCUGACUGAGGAUGACCGCUACUAUCACAUCCCCCUUUUCAGAACGUGAAGGACCAGUGACUUUUUUUUUCCUUUGUAUAGUAUAAUGAAUUCACCAGUUCCAGUGAAUUAGGUUUCUAAUCAGCAGCAGUUAAAUCUUAAGAAUGCUCAUUAAUGAUUACAAAAUGGUUUAUGGGCUUAUUGUGUAAACAUUUUGCUUUCCCAUUGCAGCUCAGUUCACCAUCAGUCAGCCAUAAAAAUCAUAAAAUAUAUUGCUAUACUGUCUGGGGCAAAAAAUUGUGAUGUUUGAAGGCUGUCAGACAAAAAAAAAUUGACUGCGUGACAAUGAAGGCAAAGGUUAUGGUGGGUUUUCCGUUGCUAGCCUAAGGGGUUUACUCUGACAUCUGUGGAUGGGUUAAACUCAAGUGCCUAAAGCAAUGACUGCCUUUCCCUACUCCUGUCUGUCUCUAGCUAGGGAGGAUGACUCACAGAAGAAAGGAAAUCCCUGGGUCCCACAGUUUAUAUUCCAUGCUAUUUAACUUGCAUUGACAUGGGAGGAUAUAAACUGAGGCCUCUGCAUGGCUGCUUCAAAUCCACUUGGCUUCCCUUGUUGCCAGAGCACCCCUCUCCAGGGAUGGGCAGAGCAAGCAGCAGCAGGUUGCACUUAAUUUCAGACUUGGGAAGCGGAGCUGUCUGCACCCAGUGGUGCUCCCUGAAGGAGAAGAACUGUUACACAGGGGGAAAAAUCAACACACAGGAGUACUGUGCCAGAUGAGUGGAAGAUCUCCUGCAAAGUGAGUAAAGUGCAUCACUUUCUCCAAGGUAAAAAGGGCAGCAUUAAUGGGUAACACACAACAGAGCCACAGCCAGUGGCUGCAUACGGCUUUGGUCAACUUGUAAAUCCUUUAAGGGCUGAUUUCAACAUUACCUGCCAAAAUUUCCUUUGCAAUUCAUCUGAGAAAGCUGUGCAUGGAAUACAGGUCAAAACACUGCAUUUUCAGAAAAUACUAAUUUUUUAUGCAUUAUGUGAAUUCAGUAGUGUUGCAUAUAUGUUUUAUCCUCUGAUUAUGUAUUAAUCUCCUUGCCUAAGAUUGCUGUCUUUAAUUUAGACCUCUGCUUGAAGAAGUCUGUCCAGGACAAGUAAAUGAGAUUUAUCUUCCUACAUGGAACAUUUUGCUCAGUUCUGUUUUCUAAAAGAAUCAGUGUGUUUUGAUUAUUUCAAAAUAAGGGUCCUUAAGUUGAAGAGGUAUUAGAUCUCUCAAAAUAUUUGUGAAAAGCUUACAAUGACACAGGCUGAUUGUUGUAUUGAAGAGGGUGGGAUUUAUUAAGAAACAAAGCCUCUCCUUUCCUUAUCCUAGAGAUAUAGAGGGACAGGCAGGUUUUAUUAAACCUGCAGAAUAAAAUGCUAGCCAGUAGCAAAAAUGAGAACAAGGCCUGCAGGAGCCAAAGCAGUUGCAUGAAGUAUCUUCAUGGUAAUGCUUGGAGUCCUUUGUGUAAAGAAAAGCUAUUUUAUCCCUUAUGCUCCUUUUAUUUGUGUGUAUAUCUGUAUAUAUAUAUAUAUAUUUAUAAAUACAAAUACCUGAGUUCUGUAUUGUAGCUGUUUUGUUUCCUGAAAGUUUGAGUUCAGUUUUGUUGAAUGAUUUGUAGAUUUUAAUUAAGAAGGCUUGAUAGCUGUAAUAAUUUCAUCUCAUCAAAACCUGCAUAGCAAGUACUUCUAUUUAUUAAAAGAAAGUUUUUCAUUGAAUGAAAUAAUUUUCUUAUUUUAGAUUUGGUUCUGCUCUGCAUGGGGAAAAGUUAUAAUACCUAAGUGUAGAGUAUUGUUAUCUAUUUUGCAUCAACAGUAACAGUUACAGUUAUCAAUAAACUUGUCUAUAUUUUUUUCUUGUUUCGGUACAAACAGACAUACCAUAACUAAGUAUGUAUUUUUGUAGUGGGUUUUUAAUGAUUUGCAUAUUAUUUGUGUUUAGGAAUACAAAAGCGUUCCAGCUGAAAGUGAUAAAUUGUGAAAAUGUACAUUUUUGUGAUCUUGAGCAUAUUAAUAGCAGGGAAUUAAUAAAAAUCUAAAACAGA